Homarus americanus (American lobster) is the source of this 599-nucleotide messenger RNA. RefSeq names its product GPI mannosyltransferase 2-like (gene PIG-V). The record is from RefSeq and is a predicted model, not a curated record. Gene Ontology annotation, cellular component: endoplasmic reticulum membrane; mannosyltransferase complex. Lineage: Eukaryota; Metazoa; Arthropoda; Malacostraca; Decapoda; Nephropidae. Gene Ontology annotation, molecular function: alpha-1,6-mannosyltransferase activity; GPI mannosyltransferase activity. Gene Ontology annotation, biological process: GPI anchor biosynthetic process. The transcript is spliced from 3 exons. The coding region runs from base 31 to 507 and encodes 158 amino acids.
UGCCAGCUUAUCCUGGCCUUACCUGUUGUCAUGAUCAUUAUCCUUCAUGCUGCCCUCUACAUGGUGGAUAACCCUCAGGUGUGUUGGGGCUUAGGCAUCCCACCACCUGCCUCGGAACAGAAAAAACAGUCGUCCCUGUGGCCAGAGGAAGGCAUCAACUCCUGGCGUGUGUUCGUCCUCAUGGCUCACUCCUUUGCCUGUGUGCGUUUUGCGUCCUUUAUUAUCCACGUUCAGGUGACCACGAGACUGUUGUGUUCUAGCUGUCCCGUCGUGUACUGGUUUGCUGCCCACCUCAUCACCGACCACCCCAAGCGCUCGACUGGGACUAUCUCCAAGGAAAACACCGACGACCGACCAGAAUGCAUCACGAACAUGACCAAGCGAUAUACAGUUUUUCUACUCUCGGAAUUCCCUAAACCUUUUUGGGGACAAGUUGUAUUGUCCUAUUUCUUUCUCUAUUUUAUGAUUGGAAUAAUUUUAUAUUCCAACUUUUUACCUUGGACGUGAGGGAGGACACACAUGGUUCACUCACUGGCGACUAAAUAUUGUUAAUAUUUUUGUGAUAUUAGUGUUUUUGAUGUUAUAUUCUUUCUCUGUGU